Molecule: messenger RNA, 891 nt
Organism: Tremella mesenterica DSM 1558
Lineage: Eukaryota; Fungi; Basidiomycota; Tremellomycetes; Tremellales; Tremellaceae
Exons: 4
Coding region: 1-891 (296 amino acids)
Source: RefSeq, a predicted model, not a curated record
AUGUCCAACCCUUUUCUUGACGGCACAAUCGAUCUUUCUAAUGUUGACUGGGAUCACCUUCUUGCCUCACUCAACAAUUCUCGUCAAUCAGAUCGUAUGGCCGAUGCAUUUGGCACUGUCGAACCAACUGUCAACCCGUCGAUUGUUCAGCCUUCUACCAUGAACAACGAUAACGACUCCGACAUUAGUUCUUGGUUUGAUAAUGGCCUAUCCUCAGAUUCUUCCACCUCAGUUGUGGGUAAUCCGUCAACCUCGUCCGUCGAAGUGAUUUCUGUGGCAUCAACUACGCCUACACCUGUGGUCAAUCCUGAAGUUGGUAACACCCAUCUAUCAGCCACUACAAUUUGGCGUCACAAUAAAAUGGACCAGAUAAGCCGUUUUGGUAUUAUUCGCGCAAAGAAAUGUAUCAAUUGUCGUGACCACCCUGGUCGGGUUUGUACUCAACAUGGCCGCAAUACCGCUUGUUAUCAUUGUGUUCGUCUUGGGAUCACUUGCAAUUUGUCGGAGGAGUAUGAAGAUGAGCAUGAGGAACAUCAUCAUCGCUAUCAUAGGGAUCCAUCGCCGUCGCCGGAUCACUUUUAUGCUGGUACCCAUGGUCCUUCUAAUCCCUACAUUGCCGGUUCUCCCUUGUAUACGCCUAUCUCUCCACCUCCCAAUAUAGCAUCUCGCCAAUCUCGCUCUCCGACCCCAAGGGUGACUCGCCGCCGCUUGUCCACUCACCACUCAGAGCUUCCCUAUGGUCCAUCUAUGAUGCAGCUGUCGGAACACCUUUACUUCCUCAAAGAGUGGGAUGCGGCUCAGCAGAUCAGGGAAACCCAAGAUAAGGAAAUGCGUAAGCAGUUCAUCCAACAAGUACAUACGAUGAUGGGACUGUACCGCCGCCGCUGGUGA